CUUCCGCAACGCUAUCUAAUGCAGGAAGAAAAAAAAAAGCGCGUCAUGUUCACAGCAUGCAUUUGCCUUCUGAGCAGCACCGGAAGCCAGCUCCUGCAUCCUCGCGUUGCCUUGACAAUUUGUCCAGCCUCGCAGCCUCCUCUCCCCUCAGGAUGACUGGGAGUGACGCAGGGCAGACGGAAAAAACUGGGUCUUGAAGGGAAGAAAGCAGGGCGGCGGGCAACGCUGGGAAAACUGUCGCUUGUUAUUUAUUUCCUCCGGUCUCAAGUCGGACUCACGGCCUGAGGACAUGACGGUUACCUGCGUGCGGGCUUCCUCUGUCACUGUCCAGUAGGAAACCAUCGCCUCAUCCAUCCUCGGGGCGGAUCACUUUGGAUACAUUCCCAAGUGGCGGCGAUUCCCGUUUGCGCACAUGGGAAACUAGUCCAAUCAUUUAUUUUUUCUCACCGAACACCAAGUUCUGUGUCAGUAGGUGGGAUUUUUUAUUUUUUUAUUUUUUUGGGACCUACUUCUCUCUACGUCAUUUCAACAAAACCUCCACCAUGAAUUACUUGCGUCGACGUCUCUCGGAUAGCAAUUUCAUAUCCAAUCUGCCCAAUGGCUACAUGACCGACCUCCAACGCCCCGACCCGCCGCAGCAAAGCCCCGCAGUGUCGCCCGGGCCGGCGGAGAGGCGCCAGCCCGCCGCUCAGCCGCAGCCCGCAGGCGGAGGCUCCGGUUUCUUCUCCUCCAUAUCCAACGCCGUCAAGCAGACCACCGCCGCUGCGGCGGCGACCCUGUCCGAGGCGGCGGACCGGGCUGGCGUCUCCAGCCACGGCAAGAUCCUCCUGGUGAUCGACGACCAGCAGACCGACUGGGUGAAGGUUUUCAGAGGAAGAAAGAUUCACGGCGAAUUUGACAUCAAAAUAGAACAGGCAGAGUUCUCAGAGAUCAACCUAGUGGCCAAUGCCAGCGGCACCUAUAACGUCAACAUUGACGCCAUCAGGAAUGGGCAUAAGGUUACUAAAUCCUUCAGGCCAGACUUCGUGCUGAUCAGGCAGCACGCGUUCAGUAUGGACAGGAACGGAGACCAUCGCAACAUGGUGAUCGGACUGCAGUAUGCUGGCCUGCCAAGCGUUAACACCCUGCACUCUGUCUAUAACUUCUGUGACAAACCGUGGGUGUUUGCUCAGAUGUCAAGACUCCACAAGCAGCUGGGCCCGGAGGAGUUCCCACUGAUUGAGCAGGUUUACUAUCCAAAUCACAAGGAAAUGAUCAGCGCCCCAAAGUACCCUGUUGUCGUAAAGAUGGGCCAUGCUCACUCAGGAAUGGGAAAGGUGAAAGUGGACAAUCAGUAUGACUUUCAAGAUAUCGCCAGUGUUGUGGCGCUGACCAAGACCUACGCCACUUCCGAGCCUUUUAUUGACGCAAAGUACGACGUCCGCAUCCAGAAGAUUGGUAACAGCUACAAGGCUUACAUGAGGACCUCCAUUUCUGGAAACUGGAAAACUAACACGGGCUCUUCUAUGUUGGAGCAGGUGGCCAUGUCAGACAAGUACAAAUUGUGGGUGGAUUCAUGCGCAGACAUCUUUGGCGGGUUAGACAUCUGUGCUGUUGAGGCUCUGCAUGGCAAAGAUGGCAAAGACUACAUUAUCGAGGUUGACGACUGUUCGAUGCCACUGAUUGGGGACCAGCAGGAUGAGGAUCGAGUUCAGAUUGCAGAACUUGUCGUUUCUAAGAUGCAGGAGACUGUUCCACGUACUCCCAGUUCUUCCUCGGUUCGCGCUGCUGCGGCACAGCCAGCACAGAAAGCAGUUUCUCCUCAGCCUGUCUCACAGCCAAGAGUGCCACAGGCUCAACAGCGCCCCUCCCCUCAGGGUGGUCCCCAACAAAGUCCUCCCACCCAGCAGCGGCCCCAGCCUCAAGGCCAGCCUCCUGCACCAGCUCAGCAGUCUGCUGCCAGCCCGGUUCCCGCUGAGCCCGCUUCUCAGGCCAAGCCGAGCCAGGGCCCUUCAGCCCAAACCCGAGCCCCGGGUCAGGGCGCUCCUCAGCGAAGCCAGGGAGGUUCCCCUCAAACUCAGAGGCAGCAGUCUGUCUCCCAGCAGCAGAAACCUCCUGCCGGUCAGAAACCUCCCGGUGGACAGCAGCAGCAGAAACCGGCGCCACUCCCUAGGCAACAGUCGCAGGGAGGAUCACAGAAGGUCCAGCCAGCCCGUCCCGGGCCUCCGACCACCCAGCAGCCGAGACCCGCCGCCCAAGGUCAGGGUGGCCCGGGCGGACGCCCCCCUCUGCAGCAGAAGCCCCAGCCCCCACAGAAGCCCAGUCAGGACAGCCCGGCUAUGGGCGGCUCUCCACAACUAAACAAAUCCCAGUCUCUUACCAAUACCUUCAACAUUCCAGAAACCCCAGCGCCCCGAGCCAGCCUUAGCCAGGACGAGGUGAAGGCUGAAACCAUACGCAAUCUACGCAAAUCUUUUGCCAGUCUCUUCUCAGACUGAGCUGGCAUCAGAUCCUCCCAUCCCUCUUUCUUCUCCUCCAGCUGAGAGAAAAACAGACAGGCAAACUGAUGGACAGACACCCCUUCUCCACCCCACUCCGGAAACGAGCAAGGACCAACAGAAUCUCCAAUUUAUGAGUGUAAUAUGAAAGUGUACACACUUGACACCCACUGCCCAAACAGCUAAUAUCUAUUAGAGUGAACAAAAAGGUAGAAUAGAGUCAGAUGAUGUGAUGUUUCAGACAUUUCUCGCCUUGCUUAAAGCUUAACCGGAUCAUCAUAGCAAACCUCACAAAAGCCUAUAUGUGUGCAUGCGACAACCAUGAAAUAAAAUCAGAAACAAAGCAACACAAUGCUACUACUUCUUAUUUGUUGGUGCUGUAAAUCCGUUGUGGUACUUGUGGUCAAAAAUCUGAAGGACUGUACAAUCGUUAUUGGGAUGAGGACAAUAGUACAAGAUGUUUCCUAUUCCUCCGUUAAAUCCUGAUCCAGCGACAAUUAUUGCAAGUUAUCCUAAAAUAAAAGUGAAAAACAAAAAUGUGCUCCGUUUUCCUGAAAUGAGAUGUUAGAAAGUAUUUUCUUUGGCAACAAAAUUGAUUACAGGAAGUGGGGUACAAACCUUCUUGUGGUGAUAAAGUGAUGUAGCAACUUUUACUAAGAACAAAUUCAGUGAUGCAAAGGCAAAGAGUGUUGCGUUUUAUUCCUAAGAUAAGAAGCUAGCUAUAAUGGUGUAGCAUUAGAGUAGAGGAGGAGACGGAAAUAAAAAAUACCACAGCUGAAGCUGCAAUCUCCACUUCUUCCUUUUCUUGCACAAGCCAGCGUUAGUUAAACAGUUCAGCUCGCUGCAGGUAAUUAGGACGUUAAAACUCCCAUGAACCAUUGCUUCAUUGGCUCAUAAACACACUUUAACUCAAAGACGGUAAAGAUCGAGAAAGCACUAAAAGUAUAAAACGUCAUUGCAGCUCAAUACUAAACCAGAACUGCUAAUAGUAAGAUGUAUAAAAAUAUAGCAACAAAUAACAACCGAAUCCUUAAUGAAAGUAAACAAGCGCUCAUUCAGGAGGGAAAAUGUAGAUUUUACAUAAAGAGUUUCUUCAUUUUUGUUCUAUAUCUUGACAGAAUAUGUUUUCUGUCAGAUGGGAGCAGCUCAAAGUCUCAACAGGGAGUUGAGACUUUUAACUACCUUCAGACAAAUCUGAAGGUAUUUAUCAAAUUACGGCUACCAGAUUAUAGACAUUUGUCAUCUUCCUGCUCCUGUGCUCUAAAGUACUUUUGAUGACGUGUCAGAGAGUGACCCGAGUUUUCUCCCGACACUCCGAGCUCAAUUUCACAUCUGUUGCUGCUUCCCACUUAUAUAUUUUUCCACAUUCUUGUAACUAUAAUAAUCAAUAUUCUACUUCAUUUUUGUAGCAGUUUAAUAUAUAUAUUAUUUUGUUUUUCCUGCUUUAAAUAAUAGGUAUUACCAUCUCAUAGCUUGGUAUACUUUCUCCAUUAACAGGGUGCUAAUAUGAAACUAUGGCAUUUUCAUCAGUUAUCAUAUCAUGGAAACCUUAAAGAAACCCAUGCUUAGCUGGGAUAUUAUUAAUGAUAAGCAUCACUAAAAAGUCAUUUAAACAGUGAAAUAUUGACAAUGCAAAUAGCAUCAACAACAAAUGUGUUAUUUUAUCUCUUGCUGUUAAGUUAUUUUAUGUUACAACACUCUAAACAUGAUCCGUUUUGAUAUCGGCUUUGAUUGGGAGGAAGACUUUGAGAUUUCACACAUCCUGAUUUGUGCACUCCAGUGGGGAACCGACCCCCAUUCUGGGGAUUCUGACAAAACACAUUCCUAUAACCCACUCAAAAUAUCAGCAGCUGAAUUUUAGUCUCAAUAAUCAGCAUGUAGCAAAAUGCUGUUGAUUAAAAAAGAACAAAAAAAAAACCAACUUUUGAUCUCUUGAGGGCUAUGGCAGAGGCGAAAAUAGAUUUGUUAUCUCAAUAUUGUCGGAAUUUGACUUGAAAGGUGCAAAAUCCAACCACCGCCUGCCUCAAUAAUUUUUGUACAGUCCACUUCCACAGCUCCCCGCAGUGUUAGCAGACACUCUAGAUGUGUUUGAGCCAUUUCGACUGCUCACGGUGAUGUCGUAGCUGCAUGUCAAUAGGAGGCAACUGUUGCGUUUUGCAGCAUCUCACUCCGGCGCUUGUAACUGUGUCGUCACAUGUAGUGGAUUAGUCAGUAAAGUAGCUUCGUAGGUGUCGUGGGUAUGUCGUCACUCUCGCUUUCUUUCCAUUCAUUUUUGCUGCACACGAAUGAAACGCUCUUCACCUAAAGAAGGAGAAUACUUUUUUUUUUAAAAAAAGGACAUAAGAAAGCACAGCUUAGACAGACAAGAACGUCAGAUCAAACGGAGCUGUCUCAGGGAUGUCCACUUGAUUGUGACACUCGUGCGUGGCUGAGGGUCUUCCAUUUUCAGGCAUAAUGUGGCUGUUUACAGAUGAUGAGGGACAUGCAUGCCUUAUUUUCUUUUCUUUUUUAUUUUUUUGCUGUGACGUCGUUUCAGAUACUUUUUGCACAGAUAUUCAGCAAAAAUCUUACUUGAAAAUAAUGUCAUGCACAAAUGUGUGAAGUUUGCAUUUUCAGGUUUAUUUACUGGGGCAUUUGGUCUAGCGACAGCUCACUUAUUCUUGCUCUCAGAGGUGGUGCUGAGGUGCAGAGGGGAGCAGCACCAACCAGGAGUUAGAAAGCGGUCAACAGGUUUUGCAAUGGCCCUGACUUUCAAGGAGAGGUGGCUGCAUUGCACUCCAAACCUGAGUCUGUUUUAUGAAUCUCAGCAUCUACUUCCUAUUCUUUUACCCUUAUACUCAGCCAAGGAAUGUUAUUGUGAGACUUGUGUGUGCAGUGUUAGCAGCAAAACAAUUGUAAUGAAGGAUCACUGCAGAAGUCUUCUCUAACCGCAGCAGAAAUCCAAGUUGCCAGUGGAAAUCAACUCUUGUUACCAGACGCUAAACAUGUCUUCCAAAAAGAGUGCAUUCCAUGCGGACAUUAAUGUUUAGCUGCAAUAACCUGCUUUUUUUAUCAUUAUUUUUUAGAGAAGUAGAGCAUAAUCACAAAAUAUUGAUUCUGCAGAUUCUCCUUCACGCUGCCUGUGUUUAUUGGGUCUGUUUGUGUAGCCACAGUGACUCCUUGUGCUCAACAGUGCAUUAAUGUGCAAAAUGUCCAAACCGACUAGAUGUGCUGUAAAGAGCUCUGAGCUUCUCCCCCUGGCUGCUGUUCAUGCUUAUUGAUGUUAGGUGUGCUGGCGAAUUGUUCAGUUUUUACGUUAAAGGUAUUCAAGUGGCUCCUUUACUUGUUUUGGCUUUGCCUUUGUAAAAUCCGAGGUUCCGCAGAAUGGGGCUUGUGAUGUUAUGCACCAAUUGAUUCAGGGUAUCAUUUUAAAAUUUCGCAGCUCACUGUCGGCGCAUAUUAUUGUCCGAUUUAUCGCAAGUCUAUCAGCAAAAUCAGCAAUGUGCAAAAGCAAGCCACCGCAUUCACCAUGGAUUGUUGUUUUAAAAAAUAUAUCACCCUCAGAGGCCUCUUCGCCACUCUGAGAUAUAAAACAUGCAAGGCGCACUGAAUGAGCAGAGGCAGCAAUGCAAUGAAGUUUCCUUUUCUUUGGGUUUUCAUCAAUUUGGAUCCUUUACUGUGGCUAUAUCUGACUGUGAAUGUAAAUUUUUGUGUUUGUUUUCAUACAGAUGACUUUAUUGUUUACCUAUUGCACUGUAUAAUCAUUGAGAAAAUAUAAAAUCAUUACGAACCUGUGAAAGGGUUAAAGCAGUCGGUUGAUGCCCCUCAUGUUUAAAUCGUUACACCCUAAAUGUGAAAAAGUGCAAACGCCCGAGGUUCCUCGUCGUCGCAGACAAGACGAUGUGUCGUAUAAUUUAUGGUGGAUUAUUGAGUUAAGUGUACAAAGAAAAUAGAUGUUAUAUGCAAUGUAGCUAUAUCAUGUGAAAAUGAAUAUGUUAUUGAAACAUUGACACGUCCAAUAAAGUCUAUGACCAAAUACGAA
This is a messenger RNA of Poeciliopsis prolifica (blackstripe livebearer), 6498 nucleotides long. RefSeq names its product synapsin I (gene syn1). Gene Ontology annotation, molecular function: ATP binding. The record is from RefSeq and is a predicted model, not a curated record. Gene Ontology annotation, biological process: neurotransmitter secretion. NCBI's taxonomy places the organism in Eukaryota, Metazoa, Chordata, Actinopteri, Cyprinodontiformes, Poeciliidae. Bases 543 to 2477 code for a protein of 644 amino acids. Gene Ontology annotation, cellular component: synaptic vesicle membrane; synaptic vesicle. The transcript is spliced from 14 exons.